AUGGAAAUGAUAUGCACGCCACAAAACAAAGAAUUCGCUGAUCAACCACAAACAUUUAACUCAUCUUCUCAUGAAACUGUUGAACUCACUGAUGACUCAAAAUCAAGAAAUUUCGAAGACCAGAGAGUUUCACCGUUGAGAAAGGCCCCAAAGCCAAACCACAGCGAGCAACAAGUUAAAACAAAGCGCGUCAGAAAAUAUCAGAACUAUUUUCUCCAAUAUGGGUUCUCCUAUAUCACGGAAAAUUCAGUCCAAAAACCCCACAAAGAGUACACAGAUAAACCUCUUUUCUUUUUUAUUGGUCUUUCUCUCAAACAAGACACUCACUUUUUGUCAACAAUUCAGAAAAAAAUUGAAGAUGACAUCAACGUCUCAGACGAUGAUUUACCUCCUUUACCAAUCGAAACCACAAAAAACAAAGAGGUUUUUAAGCCAAGGAAAGAGCCUUCUGUUGAAGCGAAGAGGAUCACAAGAAAAGUAACAACAGACACGUGUAGGUCUGUUGUAGAUUCUGUCUUGAGUGAAAUAGCCAACCGUAUUUGUGAGGUGAAUCUUGCCAACGAGUUUAAAAAGGAAACAAAAAAGUAA
Messenger RNA from Entamoeba invadens IP1, 588 nucleotides. RefSeq lists its product as hypothetical. The record is from RefSeq and is a predicted model, not a curated record. Bases 1 to 588 code for a protein of 195 amino acids. The transcript is spliced from 2 exons. Lineage: Eukaryota; Evosea; Mastigamoebida; Endamoebidae.